Messenger RNA from Elgaria multicarinata webbii, 2244 nucleotides. RefSeq lists its product as uncharacterized. The coding region runs from base 1 to 1974 and encodes 657 amino acids. The record is from RefSeq and is a predicted model, not a curated record. NCBI's taxonomy places the organism in Eukaryota, Metazoa, Chordata, Lepidosauria, Squamata, Anguidae. The transcript has 2 exons.
AUGUCUUCAGGGACGGAAGCGGAGAGCAAAGCGCUGCCAAUCGUUGUGAGAACUUAUUUCUCGGAGGUCAUUGAAGACGAUGGGAACUUCAUUCAAGCAGUUUGCAGCCUUUGCAGGCACAAAAGGAAGACCAUCCGAGGGCAGCACAAGGCGCCAUCCAAUUUCACCAAACACGUGCAGAGAAUCCAUGGAGAAAAAUAUCUGAAGAUGAUGCACAAAAGGAAAAAUAUCCGUUGCAAGCAAAUUGGUGGUGACAUGUUAAAAAUGAAUGCGGACGUUCCAAAAUAUUAUGCGCCUCACCGGGAUUGUUUUCCACGGCAUCAGCUGCAUGAUGGGUCAUUAUCCAAAGAAAAUCUGGACCAGCUGAUUCUCAAUUUUGUCAUCACCGAUAUGCUUCCCUUAUCGAUUGUUGAAGGAAGUGGCUUCCACACUUUGAUCAAAGGGAUUAUUCCCAGGGCUGCAAUUAUUUCUAGAGAAACCUUACAGAAGAAACUAGCGAGACAAUGUGGUUUGGUCCUUGAAAGGAUUAAAAAGAAAUUGGCCUCUGUCGCUUACGUUUGCACGACUGCAGAUGCGUGGACACAUCGGGGGCAAAGUUACAUGGGGAUGGCGUGUCACUGGAUCAAUCCAGCCAACUUGACAAGAGAAACUGCGGUCUUAAGUCUCCGACGCUUCACUGGGCCACUCUCUUACAGGACGCUCGCAUCUCUGUUGACAGAGGUACACACAAUGUACGAUUUGGACUCCACAAAAAUAACACACGUUGUCACAGACAGCAGAAGCAACUUUGGGAAAACCUUCCGGCUGUUCUCAGUACUAGAGGAUAACUUGGACCGACAAGAAGUGAAGGGCGCAGAGCAGCAAGCUGAUCUCCCGAGGGCUGACGUCUGUGUCAACAUGUGCAUUUACGAUACUUUGUCGACCAAUGUGGUCGACCCUUCCUGUGUGUUUUACUUGCCGCCCUGCGUGUCCUGUUUUUCCUGCACCCUCAACUUUGUCGCCACGACCGCUGCUUCCAGGGCUUUGGUCACAAGCCCUCCGUACAGGCAUCUUUUUAAAAGUGUGGCACGCAAAUGCUCCGCUCUAAGGAACAUUUCCCAAGACAGCUUAAAAAAUGCAGAGCUUGUGAAUUACGCCCUGGGAAAGCCGGGCUGCAAGCCGGCCUCUGUGUGGAAUGCAGAGUUUGAUUGCUUUUGCCGCAUCUACGACAUGCGCAGCACAAUUAAUCUCGUGAUGGCAUGCCUUCAGCUUCCCAAAUUUACCAACUUGGAGCUGGAAUUCCUAGGCGAGUGGCUGGAGGUGAUGUCCCCCAUGGCUACGGCCCUUGAUAAACUCCAAGCAGAUGAGGCCGUGGAGUCUUUCUACGGCGCUGUCCUACCCAUGGUGCUUGUGUUAAAGUGCCGACUUGAGUCGGUGUCUCCAAAAUACACUUCCUGUCUAGCAGAUGAGUUGAAAAGGGAACUUCAAAAGCAGUUUGGGCACAUGUUGACUUUGGAUGCUGCUGUGAGUAGCAAAAGCACAAGGCCCCUGGUCAUUGCUUCCGUGUCGCAUCCGUUCUUCAAGUUGCGUUGGCUGCAGAGUCUAGAUGAUAAAGAAAUGGCCCGGGAGCUUUUCUUGCAAGAACUGCUCCGUUGCGACGCUUUGGCGAAGCUCGGCAGCCAAGCAGCAAUGCCAAAAGCUGCCACCGACUUCUACGGCUUCGAUGAUCGGGGAAUGGCAGCAGCCGAGUCAACUUUAAGAAAUAUCGGGUUGCAAUUCCUAGACGAUCCCUCGCACGAAUUGGGGCAACUGAAAAGAUACCCGGCCAUUGCAAAGCUUUUUAUCAAAUUUAACACCACCCUGCCAAACUCUGCUCCUGUAGAGAAACUAUUCUGCAAUAACAGUCAGGUCCUGAGCCCCCAAAUGGCGUCUCUUCAGGAUGAUGUGUUUGAGAUGAUGAUGUUAUUGCAGAAAAAUCCCCAAUUCCUUGAAUGAUAUAGUGUCUCUAAAGCAGCUUCUCCAAAUGACCUCUAGAUGUGGUGGACUACAACUCCCAGCAGCCCCCAGCCAGCAUGGCUAGUUGACAGGUGGUAGGAGUUGUAGUCCAACACAUUCAGAGGACACCAGGUUGGGGAAAGCUGUUCUAGAGCACUAUUCCCCUGCCCUAAUGUGCUGGAACAUAAAAAUAUAAGAAUUGCCCUGCUGGAUCAGACCAAGGGGCCAUCUAGUCCAGCACUCUGUUCACACAGUGGCCAACCAGCUGUC